Sporothrix schenckii 1099-18 is the source of this 1311-nucleotide messenger RNA. RefSeq lists its product as uncharacterized. Lineage: Eukaryota; Fungi; Ascomycota; Sordariomycetes; Ophiostomatales; Ophiostomataceae. The transcript has a single exon. The record is from RefSeq and is a predicted model, not a curated record. Bases 1 to 1311 code for a protein of 436 amino acids.
AUGCUACGCUCAUUAUGGGCGUCCAGGGCGCCGCUCGCGUCCUGGCUGCCCCGACGACCACUGACUGCCGGCCUCUCGCGCGCUGCCGCCUCGCCAGCAGCAACGCCCUCCACAUUUUACGUCCGGAUCAAGUCCGGCCGUAGGUGGCGGAAUGCGGCCAUUGGCGCGGGCGUCAUAUACAUGUGCUGGUCGGCCUACUUUACGCGUGUGGUCCUGCCGCCGUUUGCCGACAUGAUCGACGACGAGGACGCGCAGCCCAUAUUCUUUCCGCUGCCCUUUACGUUCCAGGUCGUGGAGUCGCGGCCGUACAAGGGCACGGACCCCGAGUGGCAGACAUACAUCCGCAUCGCACGCGACCGCGAGCUGCUCUUGAAGAUCCGCAACGACAUGCUCGAGACGGUCCGCGCCGCGGCCGAAGCGAACCCGGUUCUGCGGCAUCGCUGCGGCCAUGGGAUGACGGUGCGCAAGCACUGGCUCGACGUCGACUUUCCCUACCGCCCGCCACCCAAGAUCACGCGCGACGGGCUGAUGCUGACGGCCGACGGCCUGGACUACGUCACGGCCGAGGUGGACUCGGUCACCAUGAUGCGCAUCUCGCGGGCGCUGUGGCCGGAGCCCGUGGCGCUGUCGGCGACGUCGUUUGUGACAACACUGGCCCGCCAGAACAUGCAGAACGUGGCGCGCUUCUUUGGCUUUGGCGAGGAGCCAAAGACCAGCCCCAGCUCCAAAUUUGCGAUUCCCCCCCCCGAGGAGAUGGCGCGGCUCACCGAGAAGCUGAAGCGGAUAUCCGACGACAUCAACAGGGAUGUGUCGCGGGCCAAGCGCGACGGGUUCGGGGAGGGCGACAAGGACCGCAAGGGCGAUAAGGAGGACAAGGACCUCAAAGGAAAUGGCCAGGCGGCGCCCGGCACGACACCUGGGCCCCUCACCAGCACGGGCUUUGACUCGCACUCGCCGCCUCUACGCCGGCCGCAGCCUGCCGGUCGGCCAGAGAAGCGGCCCGCCAACUGGGACGAGCUGUCCGACCUCCUCCGCGCCCGGGACAUGAUCCCCUUCCAGUCUGUGCGCGCCAGCAUCGAUGCCUCGUGGCGUGCGUUCCGCCAGAAACUGUCCGAGACGUGGCUGCCGCUGCGGCCACAGCCACCGGGCGGCAGCGUCGGCGUGUCCGGGCUCGUGGAGCUGCAGUCGCCGACGUCGCGCAUUAUGAUUGCGGUGUCGGCGUACUGGGAUCCCAAGACGCGCAAGUACGACACGCAGACGAUGCACUUGAAACUGCGCAGCAUCCGCCCGCUGCACCAGAUGCCGCUGUAG